This is a messenger RNA of Rhinichthys klamathensis goyatoka, 5423 nucleotides long. RefSeq names its product NACHT, LRR and PYD domains-containing protein 3-like. The record is from RefSeq and is a predicted model, not a curated record. The transcript has 14 exons. The coding region runs from base 160 to 4998 and encodes 1612 amino acids. Gene Ontology annotation, molecular function: protein binding. Gene Ontology annotation, biological process: regulation of apoptotic process. NCBI's taxonomy places the organism in Eukaryota, Metazoa, Chordata, Actinopteri, Cypriniformes, Leuciscidae.
AUGAGAAGUCGCCGUUUUGGAGAUACAAUGACUUUCAUAAAUGUCACACUUCACGAGUUUCUCUAGCAAAGCCUGACCAUCACACACAUCGUUUGACUAAAUCAGAUGCACUUUUUGCAUGAGGUUUGAAGAAAAAAGGCCAGGUGUCAGUUCCUCAUUAUGGAGAAAAGAGAGAGAGUUUCAUCUGAAAUGAUGCAGGAGACUCAAAGAUCUUCAUCUCCAGAACCCAGCUGUGUGUCUCUGAAGAGUGAUGGAUCCCUACAUCAUCCUCCUGACCCCAGUGAUGAACCAGUGACCUCUGACCUCAGUGAUGAACCAGUGACCUCUGACCUCAGUGAUAAACCAGUGACCUCUGACCUCAGUGAUGAACCAGUGACCUCUGACCUCAGUGAUAAACCAGUGACCUCUGACCUCAGUGAUAAACCAGUGACCUCUGACCUCAGUGAUAAACCAGUGACCUCUGACCUCAGUGAUGAACCAGUGACCUCUGACCUCAGAGAUGAUCAGACUGGAGAUCAGGAUUCUCCUCAACCAGUGAAUGAUGAACUACAGAGAGUCAAAGACCGACUCAAAACCAGCAUGAAGAACAAGUAUGAGAGAUUAUUUGAGGGCCUGAAUCUCCAAGGGAAUGAAACCCUCCUGAACAGGAUCUACACACAGCUCUACAUCAUAGAGGGAGAGAGAGGAGGAGUGAAUGAAGAACAUGAGGUUUUACAGAUGGAGAAAACAGCCAGAACACAACACUCACAAGACACUCCAAUCUCCUGCAAUGACAUCUUUAAAGCCUCUCCUGAACCAGGACGCCAGGAGAAACAGCAGAUCAAGACUGUUCUUACUAAAGGCAUCGCUGGAAUCGGGAAAACCGUCUCUGUGCAGAAGUUCAUUCUGGACUGGGCCGAGGGGAAAGACCAUCAGGAUGUAGAUUUCAUGUUUGUGCUUCCAUUUCGAGAGCUGAACUUGAUCCGAGAUCAUCCGUACAGUCUUCACAGACUUCUGCUGGACUUUCAUCCUGAACUUCAAGAUCUGGACUCAAAGAUGUAUGAGGAGUGUAAAGUUGUGUUCAUCUUUGAUGGUCUGGAUGAAAGCAGAAUCCCACUGAUGUUUUCAGACGCUCAGGAAGUUUCUGAUGUGACUGAGACUUCAUCAGUGGGUGUGUUGAUGUCAAAGCUCAUGAAAGGAGAUCUGCUUCCCUCUGCUCUCAUCUGGAUCACCUCCAGACCAGCAGCAGCCAAUCAGAUCCCCUCCGAAUACAUCCACCGUCUGACAGAGAUUCAGGGAUUCAUUGAUCCUCAGAAGGAGGAAUAUUUCAGGAAGAGAAUCAGUGACGAGCAUCAAGCCAGCAGAAUCAUCUCUCACAUCAGAAGAGCAAGAAGCCUCCACAUCAUGUGCCAUAUACCCGUCUUCUGCUGGAUCUCCUCCACUGUGCUCCAGAAGCUCCUGGAAGAAGAUCUGAGUGCAGAAAUCCCUCAAACUCUGACUGAAAUGUACAUCCACUUCCUGCUGAUUCAGAUCCACAUGAGGAACCAGAAGUAUGAAGAGAGAGAUCCAGAGAAACUCCUGCAGUCCAACAGAGAAGUGAUUGUGAAACUUGCUGAAGUGGCUUUCCAUCAGCUGAUGAAGGGCAAUGUGAUGUUCUAUGAGGAGGACCUGAAUGAGAGCGGCAUAGACGUCACUGCCGCCUCAGUGCAUUCUGGGAUUUGCACUGAGAUCUUUAAGGAGGAAUCUGUGAUUCAUCAGAGGAAAGUCUACAGCUUCAUUCAUCUGAGCUUUCAGGAGUUUCUCGCUGCUUUCUAUGUGUUUUACUGCUAUUUAACAGAGAACAAGGAACCACUGGAGCUUCUGGAAGCAAAAUAUAAACAUGACCUUGAAUAUGAUUCUGAUUCUGAAAAUGGAUCUGAAAGUGAUUCUGACUCUGAAUAUGUUUCUGAAAGUGAUUCUGACUCUGAAAAUGGAUCUGAUGAAGUCUCUCUGUAUGAUCUACUAAGAUCAGCAGUAGAUAAAGCCCUCAAAAGUGAGAAUGGACAGCUGGAUCUGUUCCUGCGGUUCCUGCUGGGCGUCUCACUGGAGUCCAAUCAGAGACUCUUACAGGAUCUACUGACACACACAGAGAACAGCUCAGAGACCAUCAGUAGAACCACACAGCACAUUAAAGACACGAUCAAAGAUCAAUCAUCUGAUCUCUCAGCGGAUCAAUCCAUCAAUCUGUUCCUCUGUCUGCUGGAAGUGAAAGAUCAGACUCUGUCCAGAGAGAUUCAGGAGUUUGUGAAAUCAGACAAACACUCAGAGAAGGAACUCUCUCCGUCUCACUGCUCAACAAUCUCCUACAUGCUUCAGAUCUCAGAGGAGCCGCUGGAUGAGCUGAACCUCAAGAAAUACAACACAUCAGAUGAGGGCAGAAGAAGACUGGUACCAGCUGUGGUCAACUGCAGAAAAGCUCUUCUUGUUGGCUGUAAUCCCACUGGUCAGGAUUGUGAAAUUGUGUCAUCAGCUUUACAAUCCUCAAACUCUGUCCUGAGAGAGCUCCACCUGAGUAACAAUGACCUGCAUGAUUCAGGAGUGAAGAUUAUUUCUGAUGGACUGAAAAGCCCAAACUGUCAGCUGCAGAUACUGAGGUUGUCUGGCUGUAUGGUGACAGAGGAAGGCUGUGGUCAUGUGUGUUCAGCUCUGAGUUCAACCCUAUCAUACCUGUUUGAGCUGGAUCUGAGUAACAAUGACCUGCAGGAUUCAGGAGUGAAGAUUAUUUCUGAUGGACUGAAAAGUCCAAACUGUCAGCUGCAGAUACUGAGGUUGUCUGGCUGUAUGGUGACAGAGGAAGGCUGUGGUUAUGUGUCUUCAGCUCUGAGUUCAAACCCAUCACACCUGAGAGAGCUGGAUCUGAGUAACAAUGACUUGCAGGAUUCAGGAGUGAAGCUGCUCUCUGAUGGACUGAAAAGCCCAAACUGUCAGCUGCAGAUUCUGAGGUUGUCUGGCUGUAUGGUGACAGAGGAAGGCUGUGGUUAUGUGUCUUCAGCUCUGAGUUCAAACCCAUCACACCUGAGAGAGCUGGAUCUGAGCUACAAUCACCCAGGAGAAUCAGGAGUCAAGCUGCUCUCUGACAAACUGAAGGAUCCAAACUGCUCACUCCAGAUACUCAAUGUGGAUCAUUGUGGAGAGUUCAGGAUUACAGCAGGAAUACACAAAUACGCCUGUGAUCUCACACUGGAUCCACACACAGCACACACUCGACUCAUUCUGUCUGAUGAGAACAGGACAGUGACGCGUGUGAAAGAGCCUCAGUCGUAUCCUGAUCUUUCAGAGAGAUUUAAUGAGGUUCUUCAGGUUCUGUGUGGAGAGAGUCUGACUGGACGCUGUUACUGGGAGGCUGAAUGGAGCGGGAGAGAUGCUGAGAUAUCAGUGUCAUAUAAAGGAAUCAGCAGGAAAGGAGGGAGUAAAGACUGUAUGUUUGGAUGGAAUGAUAAAUCCUGGAGUCUGGACUGCUCUGAUAACAGAUUCUCUGUCUGGCACAAUGAUAACCGCACUGAUAUUCCUGUCGUCUCUUCAUCCUGUAAGAGAGUAGGAGUGUGUGUGGACGUGUCGGCCGGCACUCUGUCCUUCUACAGCGUCUCUGACACACACACACUCACACACUUACACACACUCUACACCACAUUCACUGAACCCCUCUAUGCUGGAUUUGGGGUUUAUGAUGAGUCUUCAGUGUCUCUGUGUGACAUUAAACAGCGUCCUGAGAGAAACAACAGUGACACACACACACCCGGGUUCUCUGAGCCCAAACCUUCUGGGCUGGAUAUUCACCCGCUGCUGAACUGCCAGUCUUGUGUCCAUAUAGCUGAUUCUGACCAGUGGCUUCAGAUUGAGCCGUCGGCCUGUACAGAUGAAGGAGGGUCAAAGUUCAGGGUCCGCACUGGCCCAGGCCGUUACGAGUGUGUCAGGACCAGAAUGCGAUGGGUCUGUGCCUGUGUCGUCAGCCUUCAGUACCGGACCGUAGACGGACUCUUCCUCAACGCAGAGCUGGAGAGGCUGCACUGCAACCGGAUCGCUCCAGUGAUGGACGUGACGGUGAUCUCAGGGAAACUGGAGGAAGUUCAUCUGCCCCAUUACGCCUGUUUAGGAGAGUCUGACCCCUCUCUCAAAGAUGCUGUGAAAGUGCUCACCGUAAGAGACGAGGGAAUAACCACAGAACCUGUGCAGAUGACCCGAUUCCAUGCCAAGAUUUUCCAGCCAUCCUUCUCUAUUACAACAUUGAUUAUAAGUUGGAUAAUGAGAUGGAACGAACACUGCGAUCUUCUUCUCUACAUGUGUUCUAAAGAUCCUCUCAUUCUACAUCUCUACCUUUUUCCAGUUGAUGAUUGUGCAAAAAAAAAAGUUGAGGAAACUGAAAAGUCAUUUUCAUCAUGCAUCAUCAGGCAUCCCAGACCUGGCAGGCCACUCCGGAUUAACACGCCACACACACUUGCUGUCCCUGGUGCCUCUAUCCAUCCCAGAGAAGGGAUCACACUCACAAGAGAAACUGACCCAAACUUCUUCAAGGUCAACACAAGUCUGGAGAAUGAUCUUCAAAUGACUCUCAUCAGAGAAGAGGAUAAGGAGGAGGUCUGGAGUGCAACGAUAAAGAAAGAAGAACUUAAGAAAUAUGAGCAACUUCGUCCUAAGAGAGACGAGCCGCGUCUGAAUAGUGAGGAAGUGAAUCAGCGAAGGAAUAUGGCGUCUGUUAAAGAGCUACUCGUGAACUCACUGAGGGAUCUAGGAAAAGAUGAUCUGAAGCAGUUUCAGUGGCACUUGAAGAAUCAUGAGCAUAUUACAGCUUCUGAAAUGGAGAACGCAGAUGUCUUUGACACAGUGGACACGAUGGUGGCACGUUUAGGACCAGAAGAAGCUGUGAAGAUCACAGUGAACAUCCUGAGGAAGAUCAACCAGAAUUAUCUGGCUAAAGAGUUGGAGAAAAAACACAAGGAAGCUCAGACUGAGGGCAACAUGAAGUCUUCUUCCACUUGCUGAUUCAAAACAGAUCAAGGGUUCUCUGACCUCAAUAAGCAUCGGGAGAAUGAUCUUCAAAUGAGAGAGGAGGAUCAAACGAGUCUCCACUGCAACCACUGAGAAAGACACUGCGUCUGAAUAGUGAGGCAGAUAAAGCUUAAUUCUUAAAUAACUGGCCAGAUCUCAUUCAGAGAGAUAAAUAUAUUGGGAACAUUGCAGAUGAACUGCUUCAUCAGAACAUAAUGAAUGAGGGACAAUAUUCAGAAACCACACAUGCCAGUUUAACCAGUGAGAAGAGCGUGAGAGAGAUCUGUGAUAUUAUACGUAAGCACAGUGACCCGGUGAAAACUAAAUUCAUCUGGAUUCUUCAGGAAGAGGAGCUUUACCUUUUCGAUCAUUGGUUUGAUUCUCCACCGUGAGCUCGAGCUGCAGGUGUUUAAAACUGC